This is a messenger RNA of Pistacia vera, 1304 nucleotides long. Its product is annotated as protein KTI12 homolog. The transcript is spliced from 3 exons. NCBI's taxonomy places the organism in Eukaryota, Viridiplantae, Streptophyta, Magnoliopsida, Sapindales, Anacardiaceae. The record is from RefSeq and is a predicted model, not a curated record. The coding region runs from base 341 to 1252 and encodes 303 amino acids.
UUAAAGCCGCAGCUCACCGCCAAGCCCUCGUCGACAAAGGACGCCGCCGAGAAUAUUGUAAAAUGUUAAAAAUUAAAAUUAAAAGUAACCUACUCUAAUAAGACUCCACAAAAGAACCCGACUCUAAAAACUCUAGCAAGACAAAAAUUAACCCCGCAGCUCACCGCCAAGCCCUUGUCGACAAAGGACGCCACCGAGACGUCUCCAACCUCUGACGUCCCUCCACCGAGAUUUCCGGCGGAUUCGCUGUCUAGCUGCUCCAGCAACCGCCGAUUCAAGCUUCAACAGAUUAGCAGUUGGAGCAGUUGGAGAGCAAAGUUCAGGGUCAAUUUUUGCAAGAAUGGCAUUGGUUGUAGUUUGUGGGCAACCAAGUAGUGGGAAGUCAAUGGCUGCAAUGUGCCUUGCCGAAGCUCUAAAAGGAUCAGAGUUAAAAGAGACAGUCAGGAUAAUUGAUGAAACUUCCUUUCAUCUUGAUCGCAAUCAGAGCUAUGCCAAUAUGACUGCAGAGAAGAAUUUACGCGGAGUGCUCCGGUCUGAAGUUGAUAGAUCUGUGUCGAAAGAUAAUAUAAUCAUUGUAGAUUCUUUGAACAGUAUCAAGGGUUACAGAUAUGAACUAUGGUGUUUGGCUCGUGGUGCUGGAAUAAGAUACUGUGUGCUUUACUGUGAUGUGGAAGAAAAUGAUUGUAGAAAAUGGAAUGAGGAACGACGGGAGAAAGGAGAACCCACAUAUGAUGAUAAUAUACUUGAAGAUCUUGUAAGAAGGUUUGAGAAACCUGAUAGAAGAAAUCGAUGGGAUUCACCUUUGUUUGAAUUAUGGCCACAGAGAGAUGGAAUUGAGAAAUCUUCUGCUGCCAUUUUGGAUGCUGUUUCCUAUUUGACAAAAAAGGUGGAUUCAAAAACGCGGCAUGUUAAGAUUUUACAGCCAACCAUUGCAACACAAAAUACACGAUUUUCAGAGGCAAAUUCCCUGUAUGAAUUGGAUAGAGCAACACAAGAAGUGACUAAUGCUAUUGUAGAAGCACAAUCGAAGGCACUUGGAGGGCCUCUUAACGGGAUAUCUCUUGGCCAGGGGUUGCCUACUAUCAAUAUUUCAAGGUCAGUUGGGCUGCCUGAGCUACGUAGACUACGAAGAACAUUCAUUAAAUUGACAGGGCAAACCAGUUUGAGUGGACCACCACCACCCUCGGAUUCUGACAGUGCAAAGAGGAUGUUUGUGGACUACUUGAACAGGGAACUAGAAACCACUGCUUGAAUGAGCAUAAAUAUCAUUGUUCUAUUGAAAUAUCGUUGGGAUUAGUCAAAUG